AUGACCAGAAAACACACUUUCGGGAUCGAUAAGUCUUGGGCUGCCCAAAUUUCUGCCCAGCUUCCAGAUUGUACCCUCGACCCCCCAGCUCUAGCUCCAGCUCCAGCUUCAGUUCCAGCCCCAGCUCUGGCUUUGCCUUCUCGAGCUCCCCCAGUUCCAACAGAUGCUCCCAUCAAGCCGGAGGACUACUCAAAGCCUUACUGCGAGUUCAUGACCGCCAACCCUACCAUCUUCCACGCCGUCGAUUCAUUCUCUAAACAGCUGGAACAGCAUGACUACAAGAAGCUUUCCGAGCGUAAGGAGUGGACAUCCGAGUUGAAGCAGGGUGGCAAAUUCUAUGUCACACGCAACGGAAGCUCGCUGAUUUCCUUCAAUAUUGGCAAAGAUUAUGAAAGUGGCAACGGCGUGGCUAUUGUCGCAGGGCACGUAGAUGCACUCACCGCUAAAUUGAAGCCGGUCUCUAAGCUUCCCACCAAAGCAGGCUUCCAGCAACUGGCUGUCGCACCAUAUGCUGGCGCACUGGGUAUGACUUGGUGGGACCGAGAUCUCGGCAUUGGAGGCCGUGUCCUUGUCCGUGACCCGAACACCGGAAAGGUUGAGUCCAAGCUGGUGAAGCUGGACUGGCCCAUUGCCCGCGUUCCCACCCUGGCCCCCCACUUCGGACUCCCUACAUAUGGCCCUUUUAACCAGGAGACUCAGAUGGUACCAAUCAUUGGUGUUGACAAUUCGGAUAUUUUUGAGAAGUCAGUGGGGUCUAGCGACAUCCCGGUUGGAACCUUUGCUGCAACUCAGCCGGAGAAAUUGGUCAAGAUCAUCUCCAAGGAGAUUGGUGUCACAGAUUACAGCACCAUUCUUGAGUGGGAACUAGAACUUUUUGACACUCAGGCUGCUCAACUUGGAGGAUUGGAGAAGGAUUUGAUUUUCGCUGGCCGUAUAGACGAUAAGCUUUGCUGCUAUGCGGCCCAAGAGGCCCUGAUCGCUUCCUCUGAUAGCACAUCAACGGGAAUUGUGAAGAUGGUUGGCAUGUUCGAUGAUGAGGAGAUCGGCAGUCUGCUGCGACAAGGAGCCCGAUCAAACUUCAUGAGCAGCAUCCUUGAGCGGAUUACCGAGGCAUUUGCAAAGGAAACCUAUGGUCCCAACCUCCUUUCUCGGACCAUAGCAAACAGCUACCUGGUCUCCUCUGAUGUUAUUCACUCCGUCAACCCUAACUUCCUCAAUGUCUACUUGGAGAACCACGCCCCACGUCUCAACGUUGGCGUGACUAUCUCGGCUGAUUCCAAUGGCCACAUGACUACUGACAGCGUUAGCUCCAGUAUUCUGAAGGCCAUUGCCUCUCGUUGUGGAUCCACACUCCAGGUUUUCCAAAUUCGCAAUGACUCACGAAGCGGUGGUACCAUUGGACCUAUGACCAGUGCCCGUAUCGGUAUGCGCGCUAUUGAUUGCGGUAUUCCGCAACUCAGCAUGCACAGCAUCCGUGCAACAACUGGAAGUCUUGAUCCCGGACUGGGUGUUAAGCUAUACAAGGGAUUUUUUGACUACUUUGAGGAAGUUGACAAGGAGUUCACCGAUUUCUAG
Messenger RNA from Penicillium taxi, 1575 nucleotides. RefSeq names its product M18 family aminopeptidase. The transcript has a single exon. The coding region runs from base 1 to 1575 and encodes 524 amino acids. Gene Ontology annotation, biological process: proteolysis. Lineage: Eukaryota; Fungi; Ascomycota; Eurotiomycetes; Eurotiales; Aspergillaceae. Gene Ontology annotation, cellular component: fungal-type vacuole. The record is from RefSeq and is a predicted model, not a curated record. Gene Ontology annotation, molecular function: metalloaminopeptidase activity; zinc ion binding.